Molecule: messenger RNA, 233 nt
Organism: Scutellospora calospora
Lineage: Eukaryota; Fungi; Glomeromycota; Glomeromycetes; Diversisporales; Gigasporaceae
Source: the annotation of a GenBank genome assembly
GCCUUCCUGUCAAGAAAAAAGAUAAAUUAUUAGAAAAUACCAUUUCAUCAAAAUUGUAUUUCGUUGACCUUCCACACCUUGGUCAAAAACUUUCUUUUGAAAUCACUGUUGGAAUGAAUGGUCGUGUUUGGAUGUCCUCCGAUUCAAUUAAAAAUAUAAGCUUGGUAUAUGGUGUUCUUAAACAAGCGGAGACACUGAAUAAUGAUGAAUGCAAAAAUCUGAUUAGCAAUUUG